AUGAGCUUCUUUUCACGCGUGGUCACACUAUUUGGCCUUGUUUUACUAGUUCACGCAGGCUACUCCGCCCACGAACACACCGUUCUCUUCAGCAAUGCCAACAUCGCCGCCAUCGCCACCGUACCGAACGAUAUCAUCGUCGAGAUCCUGGUUGCAGUCCUAGCCGUCUCGACUGGAUUAGUGCUGGGCGCCGAGAAACUCAAGCCGAUUAGCUGGCGUGACUGGGCAGGCGAGAUCGAGCGGGACGGUGGUGCGCGGAACCCGUACAUGGGUAUGGAGGAGCGAUUUGGAUUUUGGGAUAUUCGGGCCAAGCGAAAGGAGUUUGCGGACUGGGUCCGUGGUCCGGAUGUGUUGACCAAGGAGUAA
Messenger RNA from Penicillium verhagenii, 366 nucleotides. RefSeq names its product membrane magnesium transporter family protein. The record is from RefSeq and is a predicted model, not a curated record. Bases 1 to 366 code for a protein of 121 amino acids. Lineage: Eukaryota; Fungi; Ascomycota; Eurotiomycetes; Eurotiales; Aspergillaceae. The transcript is spliced from 3 exons. Gene Ontology annotation, biological process: protein folding in endoplasmic reticulum. Gene Ontology annotation, cellular component: EMC complex.